This is a messenger RNA of Solea solea (common sole), 898 nucleotides long. RefSeq names its product N-terminal glutamine amidase 1 (gene ntaq1). The transcript has 6 exons. The record is from RefSeq and is a predicted model, not a curated record. Gene Ontology annotation, molecular function: protein-N-terminal asparagine amidohydrolase activity; protein-N-terminal glutamine amidohydrolase activity. Lineage: Eukaryota; Metazoa; Chordata; Actinopteri; Pleuronectiformes; Soleidae. The coding region runs from base 48 to 662 and encodes 204 amino acids. Gene Ontology annotation, cellular component: cytosol; nucleus.
UCAUUCGAUAAACUUCCGGCGGAGUAUUUUUGGUGUAACACGUCAACAUGAGCAGAGGAGACGGGAUUUUACCGGCUCGUGGAAACUGCGUCCACACCAGCUGUUACUGUGAAGAAAAUGUUUGGAAACUCUGUGAGUUUGUCAGGAAGGAGAGAACGGCAGCGCUGGAGCAUAUGUUUGUGGUUUUUAUCUCAAAUGAGAACAGAACGGUUCCUCUGUGGAAACAGAAAUCAGGACAUGGAAACCAGCCAGUGAUCUGGGACUACCAUGUGAUUCUGCUGGUGGUGGAUCCUCAGUCAGAAGCUCUGGUUUAUGACCUGGACUCUGAGUUGUCGUUUCCCUGCAGUCUGAAAGUGUAUGCUGCCCAGGCUCUCCGCUCAGACCACACCCUCCGACCUGAGUACCACAGGAAGUUGCGUGUCGUACCUGCUGACAGCUUCCUGCUGAACUUUGCGUCCGAUCGCUCGCACAUGAAGACGUCCGACGGCUCCUGGAGGAUGCCCCCCCCGCCGUACCCGCCUGUUCACACCGCAGAGAGUCACAUGAACCUGGACGACUUCAUUAGUGUGGACCCUGCUGUCGGCUGGGGGACGGUCUUCAGGCUGGACCACUUCCUGCAGAGCUACACCACAAUGUCUUCAUCAUCAUCGUUGUCAUGGUAACACAGACUGCAGCAGCCACUGCCGCCACCUGCACUGAAAAACUACAACUCCCAUGGUGCAUUUCUGCGAUAGAGCUAGUGACAUGAUGAACCAGUGUGAUGCUUUUGGAUCAGGUUCUGGAUCAGGUUCUGGAUCAGGUUCCUGUUGUCGUGAUGUGACCAAACGCCAUCACACUGAAAGUCUGUGGAUAUUUAUGGUUAAAUGUCAGAUAAUUAAAGAUUUGAUGUCAGAAAAUA